CACCUCCACACGCUCGCCCGCCCGCCCCAACUUUCGCCUACCCGCGUCGAUGCUAAAAUAUAAACUUUCCCAGUGCACAAUAGUGCGUGCAGAACGAACUCGGACUGAAAACAUUUCUAAGUGAAGAUUUCGAAAUUUUUUGGUUAAAAAAAGUUCGGAUGUAAAAGUUCAGAUUUAUCCAGUCCGAAGAAACCUAAAGUUAAAUAGUCACAACAUUAGCAACCGAGUUAAAAUCAUAACUAUAUUUCAACCGUCCAUAAAUAAAUGUUGUAGUGUCCAUAACCGUGGUAGAUAUUAUUUGUGAAUUUAUAUAUAAACAGUGCUGAUGUUCUGGUGACAAUUAAGUUAAUGUUUACAAGAGUAGUUAUUCCGUACAAGGUGGGGCGUUGAGCGUGGAUGGUGUUGGUGGUGCGCUGGCGAUGUCGGCGCGGUGCGGGGGGAGGGCGGGGCGCGGGCGACGGUGAGGACGGUGUGGGGGGGCGUGAUGCGCGGGCGAGCGUGGUUGCUAUGCGUGGCGUGGUGCGCGUGCGUGGCGUGGUGGACCGCCGUGGUGAGGGCCACGGCCGCGGGGCAGGAGCUGCGUGUGCUGCAAGCAGACGCCCGUGCGGUUUUCUACGUGGGCAUCGCAGCGCCGUCAUCAGCCGCCGCCGUUGUGCACGCCUUCAACCGCUCGCUGGCGGAAAUCUCGCAUACGUAUCUUGCUGGCGACAACCCGCUCUAUCUGCGCAAUAUCACGCUUCAACCUCUUUACAUCGAGCUGCCCGAAGAUGAAAGAUUCAGCGCGCGGUUGCUGGAGCAUAGCUGCUCCAUUCUCGGCGGGCGGCGGGUCGCUGCUCUGUUCGUAUGCGGCGGGGGGCCCGCGGCAGCUGCCGUCGUGUCCGCCGCAAGCCGCGCCGGCGUGCCCGUGCUCCGGGCCUCACCUUCCCAUCUGCAUCUCUCUUACACCAUCGCCAAUGAUAUGCUUCCUUUGGAAAUACGGCUCGAAAUAACAGCAAGAGAAACACUUCAUGCGCUCAGGGCUACACUUUUACAUACACAUUGGCAUUCUUUUACUUUGCUUGCCGUGGAAGAUAUUUACUCAACAUUCUCCCUGAGAAAAGAUCUUUCUUCGAUACUAACAACUCAACCGCUUAAUCCUAAAUGGCUAUCACUUCCAACAAAAUACUCCCGUCACGCCCUAUUCAGGCGUCUCGCUGAAAUCUCCAGAUUAACUCGAGGCGUUGUAGUCUUGAUAUGUGAUUUAGACUACGCUAAGCUUGUAAUGGAUGAAGCCAAACGUCUAAAUAUGCUUGAUGGUCACUUCUUUUGGCUUUGGGUGGACGCCUCCAGGGAGUUUGAUGUCUUCCAUAAUAUCGGCAAUGGAACACAUUUUACAGACGAAAAUGACCAACAUCUUGGAAGAUUUUGGGAUAAAGAUCAAAUGUUAGAAAACGAACGUUUCGAUCGCCGCCGAAGAGAUGAUGCAGACAAUAAUACCACAAAAAGUUUGAAUAAAAAGAACAAGUCGUCGGAAAAAAUUAAACAAAAUGAAAGAAGGUUGAACUUUAGUCCAAAAAAUUCAAAUUUUAAUCAUCGUAGUAAUAUGAAUAAGUCAGAAGCGCACAGAGUUAAUAAAUUAUUAAAUGUAAAUUUUAGAAAAUCGUUCGACAGUAGUCGUAAUUUUAGUCCAGAAAAUAUUAGGAAUUAUGAUGUAAAUAUGAAAGGCGUUGAAACUUCUAAAACCGAAAGGAAUUCAAUUGAGAAUGGAAAAAUGUCCUUCUUUAUUAGUAAUAAUAUUAGAAAUAAUAGUUUUAGUCAAAUGAAAAACGAAUCUUUUAAUAAAUAUGUAAAUAGCAUAAAUUUAAAUAGAGUGAACAGUUCCGAAGACUCUAUAGAUGUAGUAAAUAUACAUAAUAAUGAAAUAAAUAGGACAUUGAAAGAUAAUUUAUUAAUUUCAAGUGAUAUUAGUGAUUUCUUAAUGAAUCCCACGGUGCAAACGUCUGUAACGCAUAAUUUAAGACAAAAAGUUGAAAAGAGAGGUGAUCAAACUGUAAAAAAGGAAAAAAGAAAAGUAAACGAAAAUGAAAAUAUUAAAGACAAUUUCACAGAAAUUUUCAAUAACUUUCCUAUUGGCUUGUUAGCUCUACAUCCACAACCAAUGAAAGUUGAUCGCACUUUCGUUCGGGCAGCUGUAAGAAUGACAAUUGGGGCUUUGAGACGUGUGCUGCGCGCUUGCGACGCAUGGUCUGCGCAAGCGCAGUUUUUUAGCGAUGCAGUCGCAUCUUGCUGGGAUGAACCGAGUGAUGCUGCCACUGAUUUCUCCACGGAGUUUGUACGAGAGACACGUUUAGCUGCGGCGGCGGCUUUAGCUGGAAACACCGAUAAAUCUGAGCGUGCACUCACAGCUUCUUUUGGUCUUCUCAACUUAGUUACCAAUGAAGAUGGUGGAAAUAUGUGGAGACAAGUGGGGCGUGUCCAAGGGCGCGAUGUCAGACUUCACACUAUAGUGUGGCCUGGGGGUCGUCUAGUUGCUCACGGCCAAUCAGAUGGAGCGCGCACAAUUUUUCGAAUAGUAACAGCUUUAGCGCCCCCUUUCGUCAUGGAAGGAGAACUAGAUGAAGAUGGCCAGUGUCUCAGGGGACUUUUGUGCCAUCGUCCACAAACUUCCGACCGAGAUAAUCUUACUCUUGCAUUUAAUGAGCUAGAACGAGAUUCCGAUCAAGAAGAGGCCGAUUUCUUUUUUCCUACACCUAAACCCAUGUUCUCUCGCAUGGCUACUCACUGCUGUUACGGGUUAGCUAUGGAUUUAUUGGAAAACAUUGCCCAGGAAUUGGAAUUUGAUUUUCAUUUGUAUAUAGUAGAAGAUGGCUUAUAUGGAUCAAGAAAGUUAGUAAAACCAUUUCAUAAACUGAGUGAGUAUAGAAGUACUGUUAAUCAGUAUCUUAAUCAACAAAGUUAUCGAGCGCAGUAUCGAAGCGUCAAAGGUUUAGAUAAUGAGUUUCCGUAUGAUGAUGAAUUUGAUGAUGAACCUGAGAAAUGGACUGGAAUUAUCGGAGAUUUAGUUUCUGGAGCUGCACAUAUGUCAUUUGCGGCAUUAAGUGUAUCAUCGGCCCGAGCUGAAGUAAUUGAUUACAGCCAGCCCUACUUUUUUAGUGGAGUUUCAAUAUUAGCAGCACCAAACCAAAGACCGGAUAUACCUUUAUUAGCAUUUUUGUUACCAUUUUCACCUGAAUUAUGGAUAGCAAUAUUUACGUCACUCAAUGUAACCGCUAUCGCAGUGGCUAUUUAUGAGUGGUUAUCUCCUUUUGGAUUAAAUCCUUGGGGACGUCAACGAUCAAAGAAUUUUAGUAUUUCCAGUGCCCUUUGGGUUAUGUGGGGUCUCCUUUGUGGACAUUUAGUUGCUUUUAAGGCUCCAAAAAGCUGGCCUAACAAAUUCCUCAUUAACGUUUGGGGUGGAUUUUCUGUGAUAUUUGUCGCCAGUUACACUGCCAAUAUAGCCGCCUUAAUAGCUGGAUUGUUUUUUCAUAAUGCUGUUGACGAUUAUCAAGGACGAAGCAACUGGCUUUCAUUGCGAGUGGGGACAGCGCGGUCGUCGGUAUCCGAAUAUUACGUCCAAAGAAACAACCCACAGCUGGCGCAGCAAAUGCGCCGUUAUGCUCUACAAGAUAUAGAAGAAGGGAUCCAGAGACUCAGGAAUGGAACUCUGGACCUCUUGAUAGCAGAUACUCCCGUUUUAGACUACUAUAGGGCCACUGACCAUGGGUGCAAGCUACAAAGGGUUGGAGAUCAUGCCCUUGCUGAAGAUACAUAUGCUAUUGGUAUGGCCAAAGGAUUUCCUCUGAAGGACAGUAUUUCAGCGGUUAUAGCAAAAUAUUCGUCGAAUGGGUACAUGGAUAUUCUUACUGAAAAGUGGUACGGAGGAUUAUCAUGUUUUAAACUGAGUCCGGACUAUGGAAUCCAACCAAAACCAUUAGGUGUGGCGGCGGUGGCGGGCGUAUUCAUUCUACUUGGCGUGGGAAUGAUUGUCGGCUGCCUCAUAUUGAUCCUUGAGCAUCUGUUUUAUAAAUAUACUUUGCCUGUGCUGCGACACCAGCCCAAAGGGACAAUAUGGAGAAGCAGGAACAUCAUGUUCUUUAGUCAGAAAUUGUACAGAUUCAUAAAUUGCGUCGAGCUAGUGUCUCCACAUCAUGCUGCCAGAGAAUUGGUCAACACUAUAAGGCAGGGACAUUUUACUUCUUUGUUCCAGAAAAGUGUUAAAAGGAAGGAACAUGAACAGCGCAGACGCCGUAAAAGCAGAACACAACUAUACGAGAUGAUACAGGCUAUACGAAGAGUACAACAACGUGACCAUUCUUUGGGUUCAAUUAAAGAGCAAGAAACAGUAGAAACGACUGAAGUCUCAGAAGGCUUGACAGAAUCAAAAUUUUUAUCUCCUUCUCCCGACAUUCCAUCUCGGUCACCGAGACCUCAAGGUCGUUCCCCCCGGCUACUCCGGUCUCCCAGAGGACGACGGAAACGAUGCAGUCUCGCAGGUCUUAACGUUAGAAGAUUUAGUACAGAUUCUGUACUAGACUCUGAAUCAGUGUCCGUUUCGAAUAUAUAUGAAAGAACCAGUAUGAAUAUAGGAAGAAGAUUAAGCCGCGAUGUUAGCUGUCUAACAAAUUCUCCCCCAGAUAUUAAUACCCGUCUCAAAACUCCAUCUCCAAUGAUUAGAAGAGCUGAAGGUUCAUCUACUAGAUCAUAUCAAGAUGUAUCCGACAGAUCAGAUAAUUAUCUAAGUACAGACGCACCCAUUUCUAGAGCGAGUGUUGAAAUUCUGGUAUCAGAAGAGCAUGAGGUUCCUCCAGCUCCCCCAUAUCCAAGAAUACCACCAAUGGGCGCCAGAUCAGAAUUAUCCCAGUUAUCAGAAGAGGAGUUAGUUCGUUUAUGGCGAAGUUCUGAAAGGGAAGUGCGAGAAGCUCUUCUAGCAGCAUUACAAGAAAAACGUGCAAACUUGGAUCCAAAACAGGAUCCUGGAUGAAAGGAAUUUUCAGCGCGGGUGGAAAGAAAUUGGUUUGUAGAAUCAUUUAGAAGUUGUCGUUGCUGCUCGUCGCAAGUGCGAGAGGAGACAACACGAGCAGGCGCGAGAUGGCUGAUAUAGUGCCUUUUUAUAAUGUUUGACGCGGACACGUCUCUCAGGCGUUAGUUAGACAUCGGUGUUCAUUUCAGUGUCUUGGUAUUAUCGUAUUUGAAAGCUGCCUUAAUUAAAAUUUAAUUCACAGUUUUCAAUCCGCGUCGAGCAAUAUAAAUAUUGGUACUGGAUAGAUUGCGAUGGAGAUUGUUUCGUCCAGAAUUUCAAAUAAUUUAAUAGAAAUUUGAGGAAUUGUAGAAUUGAGUAUGUUUAUAUGUUAAUGUAAAUUGUAUGUAAAAUAUGACAAAUAGCUGUGACCAGGAGAUAAAGUGCUUUAUCCUAUAGUCUAUGUAGAGGGAGGAAAUAUAUUUAUUUCCAUUCGAAUUGAACAUAAGUUUCUAUAGUAUAAAAGUUUGAAUGCAAAUUCAAACGUAAAACUUACUCGAUUUUUAGUAUUAGAUACUAAGUUUAACCUCGAAUAAAAAUUGUUAAGUUUUAUAUAUCCAACAUUCCACUUCAAUUAGAUUUUGCGAUAAAAUACAACAGUACAAUUUAUUGAAUAAUAAAAAUAAAUAAUUUUCAAUUCAAAUCUAGAAUAUGAGUAGAUUUGCUUUCGUACUCAAAAAGUAAAAAUGCUUAUAUAUUGUACAAAUGACUAAGGGUGAGUUGCACCAUCAAAUUUGACCUUGGUUUUAACCGGCGCCCCGCUGACGUUUAGACAAAAUGGCGCACGUUAAUGUUAACGUCAAAUUUGACGGUGCAACCCACCCUUAAUACAUUGUCUUUAAUCUCCUAUUAGGUAUUUUUCAUUUCUCUUGAUAAAGUAGUAUAUACCAACCAACUUCACAAACUUUCUCAUUUUUUUUUAAAUCCAUUAAUAUUUGUUUUCCAAUAAUUAUAAUUUCAAAUAAUUGAACUUAGUAAUAAGAAUAGGUAUUAGUGUAUUUAAUUAAUGAUUUUCCUAACAUACUGUGUAUAUUUUUCGUUGUUUUGCUAUUAUUGGAUAAGAUGUUUGAAGAUUUCAAAUUCAUCUUAUCCGAAAACCUUUGCAUAAACUAAAGGUGUAUUAGUUCCUACAUUAUUAUGUAUCACCAUUUUGUUUUUUUUAUAAAUAUAUAUAUACGAUGCGAUGUGUGGUAGAAGACACUUGAAUUAGUAGUGGCACGAGAUUUUUCAACGCUUAUCGCUUGUGUAAGUGGAACUCAUUACUAGAUUUUUAACCAAAACUUACAACUUAUAUAUAAACAUCACAACUUAUAUAUAACAAAACUUAAUAUACAACUUUAAAAGUUCUGUGAAUAGAAUACAAAUACUACUUAAUACGCUUAUUUAUCAAAAUAAAUAUUAGAAAAAGGUAAAUCGUAUCUUCAAAUUACACGUGAAGUAAUUUAUUUAGAUUUCUUAUUCUGAAAAAGCAUUGCUGUGAAGAACCUGAUCGCAUAAGCACAAUAUCUGUGGAGGAUAUAAAUAAUACUUUUUUGUUCUGAUUAUUUUUAACUAGCUGAUAAAAAUAACUUUUUCGCAAAACAGAAAUGACUAACAACUUAGGAAGACUAUAAAAUUAUAUAUUUUCAUUUGCCGCGUUUUACGUUUUUUUUUUAAUUUACGAAUUUUCAAAAUUUCUUUCCUAACACUUACAUGAAUGCUCCAAAAAAUGUUACAGCUACAUUUCAAGUUUACACGUUAAGUUGUUUUGAAACAAAAUACUUAAUUUUAGGACAACAAAAGCGAUUCAGCAUAAAACCAAAUCUAAUUAUAUCAAUUACAUUUUCAAAUAACAAUAUUUUACUUGGAUAUAAGUAUUCAUAGUUACUGUUUAAGAUGUAGUUAGUACGAUAAAAUAAAUAAACUGCCAUAUGCGUCUAUAAAGUAGGCAAAUAGAGUAACACUCUUCCUAGACUUGCACCUUCUAGAUAUAGUCUAGAUAUUUUCUCUCUUAUCAACUUAUGCUUUAUACCUAAUAUUAUUACCUAGUCUUCUUCAGAACUCUAAUAAUGGUAACACAAUUCCUAUAAGCAAUAUUUUUUCAAUAGGUUUUUAUAGAAAUAGGUUUUAAGAACCUACGCUUAAAGAAAGGCUAAUCUUAAAUUAAAACUACCAUAGCUUUACGUAGAUUUCCAAGUUGUUAAUAUGAUUUGAUAUCUUAUAUUAGACUCUUUCAUCAAGAAAUCUUUCUUCUUAUUCCAAUUGCACAGAUUCUAUAAAAUUAUGAUAAAACCUAUGAGCAAUAAACUUUAAAACUCAAAUCGAACUUAAUAGUUCGAUGGUGUAUUGAUUAAUUGAUUUCAUCGGUCUUCGCAUUUGGUAAUUAUAAGGCCUAGCACAGAUAGCAACUUACCAGUUCAAAAAUUUAAAAAAUAUUAGCGUCAUGUAGUGAUCUCUCUCUAAAGAGCCUAUGGUAAAAACUCAAAUACAGUUUUGUCAGUUCUGAUCCUAACUUGAUAACUACUUCUUCAUCAUUCUACUUGAAAUUUAGUAGCAAUUAAUUUAAUGUUAAAUGUUCAAAUUUCACGCAAUAAUUAAAAAUAACAGCUGUUAUGAAUAGCGGCAAAUUAUCAUUUUUCGUCCUUAGAAAAUAAUUUGGUUUGACCUGUUUUUUGUCAGCUUACCUUUUAUAAAAAUGAGUCAAAUGAAAAUUAGAACCUUAAUUUUAUUAUUAAAUUAAUAUUAUUAAAAUGAAUGAAAAUAUAAAUUGAAUGUUUAUGAUUAAAUUCAUAUCUGCGUUACUUAGUAUAAUAAAUUAUCUGCGUUACUUAGUGUAAUCUUUCAAAUAUUGUCGUUUCCAAUUUUGGACCAAACAUUUCUUUGUUAUAGAAAUGACAUACAAUUCUAUUGGAUGUGAGUCAUCUAGUGAUAUUUAAAGUCUUAUGCAUUUCUCUCUCUAAUGUAUCUACAAAUAUACUAAUAGGUAGAUGAUUUAAAGUUACGAUAUAAGAGAUUUCGACAUAUUUUAUGCAAUUAGAAUAGGUAAAUAUAUAUAAUUGGAGAAAAAUCACGAAAUACUAAUUUUAAGUUGUUGGAAUAAUGCAAACUGUCGUGUUUCUUUUUCGCAUCGAGAAUAUGUGAUGGCUUUAUUGAUAGGUAUUCAGAAUUAUUAGGUCACUCUUUUGCAUACGAAAUUAUAUACGAAAUACAUAUGUGUAUUGUAAGAAAUAUAUUAUAUCGAUAGAAUUUGCCCACUACAAAUAGCUACGUAAAAAAAUAUAAUAUGUGUAACACCUAACUUCAUACUUUAAAAGCAAGGUAUGAAUUGAAUUGAAUAUGUAUAUAAUUAUUAAGUAUGCAAGUAAUUUUAAAACUAUGUAAAUGUUAAAAUAAUAAAUAAAUUUAAUAUGAAAACAGAGAAUAAACUUAGGAAAAUUAGCUAGCUUAAUAUAAACAGAUAGCUGUUAUAUGUACUAUUUUAAUUUUAGAACGAAACGCCAAUUUUAUUAGAGCUAAUAAUAAUAAAACUGAUCUGUAUAUUAUUGUACAUAAUACAAGAUUUUAUUGGAAGUAAAUAAAAAUGAAUAUUCAAAAUUCGGAAUAUCAUUAAUUUGGCAGUAUUAUCUAAUUAAAUGGUCAAAUUAAAUGUUAAUUUUUUUCUUAUAUGAUCUUUAAAUGAUAUCUGAAAUGGUACCUAAAUUGAUCUCUGAAUUUUAAUCUUAUCUCAUCUUAAUAUGAAUGCGAAAUUAAGCUUGUUACCUUUUAACAGCAUUUAUACCUGUUUAAUUAUAAUCAUAAAUACCUUAGUCGUGAAGUAUUAAGAUAAUACUUGCUUGUGCUACUUUUGAUGUGAUAAGUUGCUACUUUCCCAUGGAAACUACUAGAAAUAAAUUAAUACACUCGACAAGCGAUCAAUCGAUUACUAUGAAGUCACUUGUUUGUUGGAACCGAUCGAUUUGUACCUACUGUCAAAUUAAUGAAAUCUAUUAAGGUCAUAGUUGAAAAAUAAAAAUAUUUGUGCCAAAUUUGUGUUUUAUUUCUACGUUCCUGUUUAGA
Molecule: messenger RNA, 9070 nt
Organism: Plodia interpunctella (Indianmeal moth)
Lineage: Eukaryota; Metazoa; Arthropoda; Insecta; Lepidoptera; Pyralidae
Exons: 15
Coding region: 485-4999 (1504 amino acids)
Biological process (GO): ionotropic glutamate receptor signaling pathway
Cellular component (GO): plasma membrane
Molecular function (GO): NMDA glutamate receptor activity
Source: RefSeq, a predicted model, not a curated record